This is a messenger RNA of Rhodotorula graminis WP1, 980 nucleotides long. RefSeq lists its product as uncharacterized. The transcript has 5 exons. The record is from RefSeq and is a predicted model, not a curated record. The annotation marks the transcript as partial. Lineage: Eukaryota; Fungi; Basidiomycota; Microbotryomycetes; Sporidiobolales; Sporidiobolaceae.
AUGCCCGCCUCUCGCGCCCACUCGAUCUUCGCCCUCGCGGCCCUCCUGUUCGCCGUCGCCUCGGCCCAGUCUGGCCGGUUCCCGUGCGGCACCACCGCGCCCGAGCAGAAGCGCUGCGACGCCCUCUCGCACCCGACCUCGCGGCGAGGUGCCGGUCUCGUCCCCGUCGACGCCGAGUGCGUCCAGGCCGGCUCGGCGGGCUACUUCUGUGGAUGGGCAGGAGCCAAGUGCACGAGCGACACGCAGUGCGACUUUGGGCGGUGCAGUUCGAUCGACGGCGACGAGGGCGUGUGCGUCGGUGGACUUGGCGACCCUUGCAACGGUCCCGACGGUCCCGACGACUCGCUGUGCGGCGGCAACCUCGGCUGCCAGCCCGACGCGCUUCAAGGUCGCGCAACCUGCGGCGGCGAGGGCGCCGACUGCUCCUUCUUCGGCUCGUACCAGUCGGGCUCCAAGCCCAACCACGGCGCAUGCUCUUCUGGCCUCUGCAGCCCGACCAGCCUCACCUGCGAGAGCGACCUCCCUCUUCUCGCACCACCAGCCACCCCUUACAUGGACUCGGUCAACGGGCGCCAGCAGCCGUACCGCCUGUCGGGCCCGUCUCGGCAAGAGCGCCUCUCGAUCCCGCUCGGCGCGUCGUGCCCCGAGGGGUCGACCGUGUGCCCCGUCGCGCGCCGCGCCCCGCAAGGCGGCUACCUGUUCGCGUGCUUCGACACCAAGUCGAGCGCGACGCACUGCGGCGGGUGCCCGAGCGUCGGCCAGGGCGCCUUCUGGGACUCGCGCGCCGAGCACGGCGUCGACUGCACGGCCCUGCCGGGCGUCCAGAGCGCGACAUGUGCCCAGUCCAAGUGCCAGAUCCUCUCGUGCAGCGCCGGCUACGUCCUCGACGACAAGCGUGGCUCGUGCGUGCCCAAGAAGUACUGGUGACGGCCUCCUCACCUCUCCCUGUUACCCCUCUCUGUACCCGCAUACCCACUGUG